Messenger RNA from Lodderomyces beijingensis, 2805 nucleotides. NCBI's taxonomy places the organism in Eukaryota, Fungi, Ascomycota, Pichiomycetes, Serinales, Debaryomycetaceae. The record is from the annotation of a GenBank genome assembly.
AUGGAGACAGCAGAGGGCAAGCUGGGCUGUGACGAAGGGCAGGCCAUCGUCACGCAGUCACGGAGGGAGAUUUUGGAGCGACUAGAGUCGGCGGGGAGCACACCGCGGAGAGUCAAGGUAUAUUUAUUGAACGGCGAGGACUGGCUAGAUAACGGCACCGGGUACUGUGUCGGGGAGAUUGAAGAGGAGACUAAUGACGCGUACUUUACAGUUCGGAAAGAAACGAAAUUGGAUGAAGUCAUCUUGAAGUCCAAGCUUGAAGGCUCGAUCCAGUACCAGCGGCAGCAGGACACCUUGAUUGUUUGGACCGACACCACAGGGUCCGAUCUUGCGCUUUCCUUUCAGGAGGCUGAAGGGUGUGCCGAUCUAUGCGAUUUCAUUAUCAAAGUCCAACAGGGCAACUUCAGUCCCAAUAUCUCCCUAUAUUAUGUCGUUUCAAAUGCCCAAGAAGGCGAAGACAUCACUGAGCUUGUGGCGGGCCCUGUACGAUAUCCGCCUCAAACCCCUAGCAUAGACAAUGUCGGCGCUAUUUUGGAGAGUCUAAACCAGGGAGCCAAUGCCCAGUUCACGCGAACGAACCUCGUUGAAUACAUGAUCGAUAUCGACUAUUUUGAAAAGCUCGCUCGGGUGUUUGAAGAGGCUGAGCGGUUAAACCGAAAACAGUGCCUACACGAGAUAAGUGACAUUGUCAAGCUACUAUUUGCAUACAACGAGCCCUCGUUGGUAGACGACAUGUUGUCUUCGGAGACAAAAAUAUUGUCAUUGGCUGGAAUGUUGGAGUAUGACUCUGAAUACCCAGAUUUCAAGGCAGACCACCGAGCCUUGCUUGAAAACAAGUCGUACAAACUAGUAAUACCCGUGGAAAACCUCAAUAUUUUCAAGAUGGAUUUUUACUUGAACACUUUGAAAGACGUGGUGCUCGUUCGGUUUCUUGACGGCCAGCCACUAACGUUGAUCACUUCAAAGAUUUACGACAACCAAAUCCGAAUAUUUAACUAUUUGGAAAAGGGCAACUAUCUCCGCAAACUUUUUGACAUUUACCGCGAAGAUAAAAAAGUCGAUGUGGAAUCGAGGAGAGAUGGCGUGAGAAUGCUACAUCAGUACGUGCAGAUUGCCAAGUCGCUACUGAAACAGGACUUUUUCGCGUUGCUCGUGAAAGUGGGCAUGUUCAAGAUGAUUAGCUUUGCUUUGAAAGACGACAAUGAUAAAAUACGCAUACUAGGGACUGAGAUCAUCGUUAGUGCCAUUGAGCACGACGUGUCGUUGAUCAACUCAAAUGCCAAUGCUCACGACGAAUCUAUAGAUAAUCUGGAUCCACCUGCGCCUCAUGCGCCGUCUGCCAAAAUUGACAUGAUGAGCGACGAUAAACAAUUAGCUGAGGAGCAAUCAGACGCGUCUGCUGAACCCAAGCAAAUGCGAAUGAAACUCGCCGACGAUAUGACCCUAGUCUCCAAAUUGAUUAAAUUACUAGUGAGUGACGAAAACAUUGGAUUGAAGCACCAAACAUUUGAAGCAUUAAGGAUUUUGCUAGACCUGAACAUUACUGCCAAUAGUAGUAACGACGACGAAAACAGCGACGAGGGCGGGGAAGAUUUGGAAAUUGCUCCAAACUCGGGCUUUCAUGAAGAUACCGAUGAGGAUUUCCAGGAUAUCCGAGCGCACAACUAUUUCCAAGCAUUUUUCACGCGGCUUGCGCCGGCCUUGUUUCGAGAAAUCAUUGUUAUUGGAAAACAUUCAACGUCGUCAGCAAUUUUGGCAGGCAAAUUUCUGGAUGACAAGUCUGUGCUAUUUCAGCUCCUUUGUGAAUUGACAAACUUUUUCUUAAAAGAACACGACAUUGGGUUAGUAUCUGCUUUCCUUACCGAAAACGAGGUGAUUCAGGGUCUUGUGAAAAUCUUGAAUUCAGAUUCAAAGCCAGUGUUGAAGUUGCACGUACUCCGGUGCUUCAAGAAGAUUAUCUUGGCCAAUGACGACAGGUUGACGGGGCACAUUUUGGCCAACGGCAUCUUGGGGCAUUUUAUAAAGUUUUUUGAAACCGUUGUCACCAAGAACAACUUAGCAUGUUCCACGUGUUUGGACCUCUUGGAUAACAUCCGGAGAUUUUCCGAUUCAAGCAGCUACGACCGAUGUGGCAAUUUCCAGAAAAUUGCCAAGCGCCUAGUCGAAGACCACCGCGAUUUUUUGCAAAAUGAAAUAAGCUAUGUCUCCACGGGAGUAGACUUGAUAACGCUCACUGAAAACGACUUCAAUUCCUCGCGCCACACUAGUAUACUCGUCAACUGCGAAAGUGAGCUGUACAAUGGGUCAGCGGUAUCCAAAUUCCAAGAGCUAGUUGAAGAAGACGAUAGCCUGGGGGAACUCGAAUUGAUCAAGACGGACGAGGCAGGUUCGUCUGAUGAAGAAAUGUUGCAAAACAACUCGUCUACUCCACGCAACGAUGACAAUGUCGAUGAGCCUACAGAGCUUUGCAAAAAGACGCUUGUAGACUCUCCUCAAUUGGACCAGGAGCCCAAGCGGGUUCUGUUUCGAGUUGGAGAGAAACGGCCGCGCGACUACUGCGAGGAGGAAAACGAAACCAUUGAAAGUGAAAACAGCAAAAAGAGUCUGAAGGAAAGUAGUGCCGAUGGCACCUUUGUUGCUACCGAUGAAAACGACAGUGGAAGCGACGACAAGAGUCCUAUUGCGAGUGUGGUCUCGCUGGAACUAGACGCGUCUCCCAAAUCAAACACGAGCUGUUCAAAUUUCGAAACUUCAAACAAAGUUGUCAUUGUCGGCGCGAGAAGUGAAGCAGCCAAUGGGAAUUAG